AUGCCGCCGCCACCGCCCUUCCCAUCCCCUCUGCCGUUGGCGCCUCCGCCCCCACGUCCGGCGUGGAACACAAACCGCAACCUUGUGGUGACCCACCCUCUGCUAUCCCUCCUCGAGUCAUGCGCCUCCUUCCGCCGCCUCCUCCAGCUCCAGGCGCUGCUCACCGUCUCCGGCCUCGCCGCGCACCGCUUCCCGUCCUCCCGCCUUCUUGCCUUCUGCGCGCUCUCCGACCCGCCGCGCCUCGCCCACGCCGCCGCCGUCCUCGCUCAAUGCGCCGAGGGGCCCAACGCCUACAUGCUCGCCACCAUGAUGCGCGGCUUCCUCCGCGCCGGAAAGCCCGCCCACGCGCUCGCCCUCUUCCGCCGUGUGCUCCGCGAUCGCCUCCCCGCCGACGCGCGCACCAUCGUCUUCGCAGUUAAAGCCGCUCCAAUUCCUCCUCCCCCGCCGAGCAGCAUGUUAUUACCCGACGCGCGGAAGCUGUUCGACGAAAUGGCUGACAGGGACGUGGUCUCAUGGACAACGCUGGUGGACGGGUACGCGCGUGGUGGCUUGCCCGAUGAGGCCUGGCGGGUAUUCUGCAGGAUGGUGGUUGCUGGGGGUGUGUGGCCGAACGAGGUGACUCUGGUCGCUGCAGCCUCAGCAGCUGGGCAAAUUGGGCUGCUGGGGUUGGGGAGGAUGGUGCAUCAGUGUGUCGUGGAGAGUGGUGUCCGCAUGAGCGUUAACUUGGAGAAUGCACUCGUCGAUAUGUUUGGGAAGUGUGGGUGUGUGGCCUCAGCGAAGGAAGUUUUUGAUGGGAUGGCCAUCAAGGAUGUGUACUCUUGGACGAGCAUGGUCAGUGCCUAUGCCAGGUGUGGUGAUUUGGAGAAUGCAGGGAAGAUUUUCAAGGAAAUUCCUAAUAGGAAUGCAGUUUCUUGGAGUUGCAUGAUCGCAGUUUAUUCACAGGCAAAUCUGCCAGAGGAAGCCGUGAGGAUAUUCAAUGACAUGAUUUCAGCAGGUGUGGAGCCGAUUGAUGCUACACUUGUGAGUGUUCUGUCAGCAUGUGCUCAGCUGGGUUGCUUGGAUGUUGGUAGAUGGUUAUAUGACACUUACAUUGUCAGUCAUAAGGUUGAGCUUACUGUGAACCUAAGCAAUGCAUUCAUUGAUAUGUUUGCAAAAUGUGGAGAUGUGGGUGCAGCAUCAAGGUUAUUUAGCAAUAUGGAGGACAAGAAUGCAGUAAGUUGGAACACAAUGAUCGUGGCCCAUGCUUUGCAUGGUCAGUCUGAAGAAGCCCUUCAUCUAUUUCAAGAAUUCAAAGGAUUCGGUAUUUUGCCUGAUGAGAUCACAUAUAUCGGGGUACUUUCUGCAUGCAGUCACAGUGGUUUAGUUUCAGAAGGACGGUGCCAUUUCAAAGAGAUGAAGAUAGUUUAUGGGAUUGAACCCAGGGCCGAACAUUAUGCAUGCAUGAUUGACCUUUUGGGUAAAGUUGGGCUUCUUGAAGAGGCGUUUGAAGUUGCAAGGAGUAUGCCAGUAGGAGCUGACGAGGCCGGUUGGGGUGCUCUUUUGAACGCUUGCAGAAUGCAUGGCAAUGUAGAGAUUGGCGAAUGUGCAGCGGAUAAGCUAGUAGGGUUGGAUCCUUCAGACAGUGGAAUCUAUGUACUCAUGAGCCAAAUAUAUGCAAGUAAAAGCAAAUGGGGCCAGGUGAAGAUGCUAAGAACGGUGAUGAGAGAUAGAGGAGUAAAGAAGAAUCCUGGAUGUAGUUCUAUCGAAGUGGAUGGAAAAUUUCAUGAGUUUUUGGUGUCAGAUGUUUCACAUGUCAACUCAGAAGAUAUAUAUGCUGCACUGGAGAAUAUUUACCUUCACUCAAAGUUAGAAGGUUAUAUUUCUCAUGCUUCAUGUGUCUGCUGA
Messenger RNA from Miscanthus lutarioriparius, 1884 nucleotides. The record is from the annotation of a GenBank genome assembly. NCBI's taxonomy places the organism in Eukaryota, Viridiplantae, Streptophyta, Magnoliopsida, Poales, Poaceae.